AUGCAACGCAGUUUACGCGGUCGAACAGAUAUCGAGAACACUGAAGAUGAUCAAUCAAAUGUUUCAAAUACUCAAUCGACUGUUAUACAACAACAGACGGUAACAACAAAAACUGUGAUCCAGAAAACAGAAGUACCAAAAUCGUUAUUAAGUUUUGGUGAUGAUGAAGGUGAUACAGAAGAAUUUAAAGUUAAUAAAACACGUGAAAGUCGUAAAAUGGCAAAAGAAGUUAAAAAACAACAACAAUUGCAAAGUUCAUCGAUUGAUUCAAAACCGAAUGUAGUUAUACAACAAAUAACAACAACGACAAAAGUUGUUGAAGAAACAAUAACACAUAAAGAAGAAAAUAAUAAUAUUGGAGAAAUUGAAAUAAAAUUCAAGCCUCUUCAAAUUAUUGGAAAUAAAUCUUCAACAAAUUCAUUUUCAAGUUCAAAUCCUGAUUUACAGCGUCUUCGAAAAGAAAUGAAAGUUCUCAAUGAACCAGAAGGAGAUAUUCCUGAUUUAGAUGAUAUUCAAGGAAUUUUGGAAGGAAAUGAUGAUGAUAAUGAUAGUACACUUGAUGAUACACAACGUUCAGUUAAAGUUAUGUUAAGAAGUGGAGUCAUUCCUGAUUCGACUAUGAUACAUGCAGCACGUAAACGACGUCAAAUGGCUCGAGAAAUGGGUGUACCCGGCGAUUAUAUGUCACUAAAUACUGCUGCUGAAAAUGGAAAUGAUCGAUUAUCAAAUCGAAAAUCACGUUUAGUACGUGAUGAUGAAAAUGAUGUUAGUGAUGAUAGUGGUAAUGAAGAUCCACAUAUCGUUAAUAUGGACAGAAAUAAAACAAGAGCUGAAAAUGAACGUCAAAAAAAUCGAGAUCGAUUUUUAGAAUUAGAACAAGGAAGUGAUAAUGACGAAGAUGAAGAAGAAUUUCGUCGCUUUGAACAUGAACAAAUUCGCAAAGGUCUUUCUCAAUCACAAACAGAAAAUUCUUCAUCAUCGCUAGUUGAACCACAACCAAUGGAAGUUGAAAUAACACGAGAAUUACCUCCACUUGAAUUACCACAUAUUACAUUUGAUCAUAUUCGAGAUCGUUUACAUGAUUCUUUAAAAUCAAUAACAGAAUUAAACGAAAAGCAUAAAAUUGAUUAUGAAAAAACAAACCAAGCAUAUGAAGCUAGUCAAAUAUCAUUACAACAAAAUACAAUUGAUUAUCCACAAAUGGAAAAAUCUUAUCAAUUUUAUCAACGUUGUCGUGCUUAUAUAUAUUCAUUUCUUGAAUGCUAUAAUGAAAAAAUGGUAACUAUUAUUAAGCUUGAAGAACGUUGGUUACAAUUAUAUAAACAAAGAACUGAUAUGAUUGUAACACGUCGACAAGAAGAUUUUAAAGAUCAAUGUCAUGAAUAUUCAAUACAGAAAGCAACAGCAUUUAUUAAUGGUACAUUAACAACAAAUGAUUUUCGAACAGUUCUUGAUCAAAAAGGGCAACGUCGCACAACUGAACGUGAAGCUCGACGACUACGAAGAAGAAAAGAUCGUGAACAAACAUCUACGCAACAUUUUGAUGGAAUGUCAACAGAUGAUGAAGAAAAUCAAUCAGAUAUUAAUUUAUUUUUAAAACAAAAACAAGAAAUUGUCAAUGAAGCUGAACAUUUACUUGAUGAUGUUUCGGAUGAAUUUUCUCAAUAUAGAAAUAUUAAAACAAUAUUUGAACAGUGGAAAUAUCAACAAAAUGAAACAUAUACAGAUGCUUUUAUUGAAAUAUGUUUACCAAAAGUAUUUUCACCAUUAAUACGACGAGAAAUGAUUGAUUGGAAACCAUUUGAAGCAUCUUGUCGAGCUCUUGAAGAUUAUAAUUGGUAUCAAGAUUUAUUAUUUUAUGCUGUAAAAGACGGACGUAAUGAAGAUGAAGAUUUUCAACUUAUACCAUUAACUAUUGAAAAAGUUAUCAUACCCAAAUUAACAAUUAUCAUUGAAAAUAUAUACGAUCCAUUAUCAUUAAAACAAACAACAAAUCUUGUUAAAACAAUUGAAAAUAUAUUUCAAACAUAUCCAACAAUGACUGAUGAUAGUAAAAAUGUUCAAAACUUACUCAAAGCUAUUGUUGAUCGUUUACAACGUUCAUUAGAUGAUGAUAUUUAUAUACCAUUAUAUCCAAAAGAAAUUAUUGCUCUUGGUUCAUCAAGAACAUCAUCAAAUAAUUCAGCAAUAAUAGCAACAGAAUUUUUCUUUCGUCAAUAUUGGAUAUGUGUUAAAUUAUUAGGUAAUAUAACAUUAUGGUCACAAAUUCUUUCAUUAAAAGCUAUACUCGAUUUAUCAAUUGAUGGCCUUUUAAAUCGUUAUAUAUUAGUAGCAUUAAAAAAUAUGGAUUUAACAUCAAAUGAAAUGAUAACACGUUGUCUUUUAUUAGCAAAAUGUUUUCCAAUAAAACAAUGGUUUGAUAAUAAUAAAAUAAUUCUUCAAAAUCAAUUAGCAGAUACAACAUUACCAGCAUUAGAAAACUUUUGUCUAUUUUUAAAACAACUUGCACAAGAAUAUUCAACACAAAUUUUUAGUGCAAAUGAUAAAGAUAUAAAAAUGUAUAAAGAAAAUAUUCGUCAAAUUCGUGUUAUUUUUGUUCAUCUUCAUGCACUGGACUAUGCUCUUGAACUUACAAAUAAAUAUGAGAUUAAAUAA
This is a messenger RNA of Rotaria sp. Silwood2, 2655 nucleotides long. The record is from the annotation of a GenBank genome assembly. Lineage: Eukaryota; Metazoa; Rotifera; Eurotatoria; Philodinida; Philodinidae.